AUGUCGAACCAUCCGCGGUCAAGCCCCGCCGCCGCGAGGCCUGGCACUCCACGCGGGGCGCGACAAACAAACAGCGACGCGAACCUCCUUUCACACCCGCUCAAACGCCUGUCCCUGCACUCGGCCUCCAACACCCCGCUACCGCAGUCCCCCGCCUUGAACUCGCCCCGAAGUUCCGCUGACCUGCGCCGGACGCCCUCGACGCCCAAUUUCAAAGCCAAUGCCAUCCAGCGCAGUCCCAGUGUAGCCAGUUUCCGCUCCUCUACGCCCACCCUGGGCAGGAAGACCUCGACCUCUUCACUCCGCGGCGAUCCUCCUCGACCGGGCACUCCCCGAAGUUCCGCUUCCCGCCGGUCGUCGUUCAAUCCCAAUAUGCAGGCACCCAUGCCCAAGAGCCCGCUGGGCCCCACACAUGUAGAAGAGAAGCCACCUCUGCGCGCAUGUGAUGUCGCCGAGGAGUACUUCAAGAAGGAGCUGGCCCGACACGAGGGCAUGGCAGGCGCAGUCAAUGCAGGAACCGUCGUUAUCGUACACGACCAAUGCUAUGGCCAUCGCUUCUCACGGCCCAAGACAUCCAAGAGCCACCUCAGCUUGAUCAUGGAGCGACCCGAGAGAAUACUGGCGAGUGUCUUGGGAAUAUCUGCGGCUUACGUACGGCUCGGCGAGCGCCAUGCUGAGGGAGACAACCCGCCACAUCCACACCACAACCCACCCGAACGUGUACCUUUCAAAAUUCGCAAGACUUCGCGGGCCGUCGACAUCACUUCGCAGGUCGUCACAAACGUACACGGAACAAAGUGGAUGGGCGAACUCAAGACACUCUGCGACAAUGCUGAACGGAAGCUUGCAUCGACUGGGAAGGAGCUGGCCAGGGACACUCCUGCAGUCCAAGGACAAGCGCCCAAACAGCAACUGCACGCCGGUGACCUUUAUCUCUGUCCCGAAUCGCUCAACGCUUUCCAGGGUGCUCUGGGAGGUGUCUUGGACGCUGUGGACGCUGUCUUCCAGGGAACAAGUCUAGGCGGUGGUCCUUCUAGAGCUUUCGUCUGCAUCCGUCCGCCCGGUCACCACUGCUCUGACGACUUUCCCUCGGGUUUCUGCUGGCUGAAUAACGUUCACGUUGGCAUUGAACACGCUAUCAUGACAUACGGACUAACUCAUGCGGCCAUCAUUGACUUUGAUCUGCACCACGGAGACGGCUCGCAGGCUAUAACAUGGGCGCGUAACAAGAAGGUCCAGAACAUGCCUAAGAACACUCCCAACUGGAAGAAGACCUCGAUCGGCUACUUCAGCUUACACGACAUCAACUCAUACCCAUGUGAGGACGGCGACGAUGACAAAGUCCAGGCGGCUAGUCUCUGUAUCGACAACGCUCAUGGUCAGUCCAUCUGGAACGUCCAUCUGCAAUCAUGGAAAACACCUGAGCAAUUCUGGGAAAUUUACGAGGAAAAGUAUUUGGUAUUACUUGAGAAGACGCGUCAAUAUCUCAAACACCACACCAACCGCUUACGGUCCACGCCAAACCAGCCUGCCCCAAAGGCAGCCAUCUUCCUGUCCGCUGGAUUUGAUGCAAGUGAGUGGGAGACUGCUGGAAUGCAACGCCAUAGCGUCAACGUACCUACUGAAUUCUACGCUCGUUUCACUCGGGACGUAGUCCGGUUGGCUGAAGAAGAGGGCACAUCUGUGGAAGGGCGUGUCAUCUCAGUCUUGGAGGGCGGGUACAGCGAUCGAGCGCUCACUAGUGGUGUAUUCAGUCAUUUGAGCGGCCUCGUGGAUGGCCAAGUCUUGAAGGCCUCAGAACCAUCAACGGGCCUUUCACACUCUAUGCGCAACAGACUUAGUGGAAUCAGCAUACAGGAUGAAGACGUUCCCAUGCAGUCUGUCGAAGCGCAGCUCACGCCCCUCAGCUACGAUCCUCAAUGGUGGCAUACAGAUCGUUUAUCUGAAUUGGAUGGCCUCGUUCCGCCCCCGCCCGUACAUGUCUCGAAGACGACACGCACUGACCGUCUGGCCCAUUUUUCUUCGCCCACCCAGUCCUACGUGGCCAAAGUCGUGGAUCCAACCAAGAUCAAUCGUAGCCUUUCCGCCAAGUACGCCUCAAAUCCAUUGAGAGCGCCCACCCCGCCACCACCGGAGGUUGACUGGGCUACUGCCGCCCAUGCUCUGCGUACUUUGCUGGUACCAUCGGAUCGCCAAACUCGUAGCCACCGACCAGAGGAUUUGGCCGAGGUCAAAGCCAAAAAGGAGAAGCCUGCUGCGUCUGCUGCGGCCCCAGCCCGCACAGAUACAUCAGGGCGACAACUGCGUGGUCGUAAAGCCGCUCCCUCCUACGCUGAGCCUGGUUCGGACGACGAAAAGACAUCUCGUGUAGAAUCACGGGCGAGUAGGCGGCAGACCAUAGCCGACUUUGCACCAGCCAGCUCAGAAGCUCCAGCUCCAGCAAGCUCUGCUUCUCGUCGCAUGAGUAUUGCUUCGAGCGUCUCUUCCAUGGGCGACAACAGGGGUGUUAGUCGUGCGCCAAGUGUAGCAGCAAGCCGGAGAAGUGUUGCGCCUUCUGCAGCUCCAGCUAACGGAGUUGCGAUAAAGAAGGCACGAGGCUCAACAACGACGGCAGCUGCAGCAGCUCGUGCGCCUCCACGUCCAGCCGUUGCGAGAAUGCCUUCGACCCAAUCUGUCAAGCCCAGUGCCCCAAAAGACAAGGAGAAUGAUGGCAUGGACGCACUUACUUCAGGCCUAAAGCGGGUUACGUUGAAGAUGCCCUCAAAAGAGGAAUAUGAUGCACGGGAGAGGGAGAAGGCUGAGAAGUUGAAGGCUGCCGAAGCACCGAAAAGAACCACUACCCGAAAGCCACCAGCUGCUCGCGCUCCUCCGACAAAGCCUGCGACCAAACCCGCGACAACCGCAAAAAGGGGUCCAGGUCGUCCAGCAAAGACUUCCAAACCUGCGUCCCCAGUUCCCGAGGCCCCGCAGAUGCAGGUAGCUGCUGCUGCGCCGCUCGAGCAGCCUCAGCCGGUACAGAUGGAUUCGUCUACUGUCUUGCCACAGCAGGAAAUGCAAGCUUCCAUGGAACAACCUCCAAUCGAUCGUCGAAUCUCUGGCGGAAUUGUGCAACCACCCACUGAGUUGCAUGACAUGGCUAUAACACCCGAGCAAAUCCGUGAACAGCUUCCCAUGCCAUCUUUCGUCACUGUAACAGAGCCGCUCAAGGAUGUUUCACCACCUUCCCGCGCCGAUACGCCUCCUCCUCCACCCCCGUCGAAUCUAUCAGAGUUUGUCAACUACACUGCGCAGAAUUUUGGCGGAAACUCAGAGUUCGUAACUCCGCAUGACGCAUCGGAUCCUCAGGCCUCGGCAACUUUGCAGUGGGUUGCCAAUACACAUGCUGAGGAUACAAGCAUGCCUGGAGUUCCACUCAUGUCACCGCCAAGCAAGAGGGCUGAUCUGCCUGUUUUCACAUCAAACGGUGCGAUACCAUUCGCAUCAAACUCGAACGGAGCCAUGAACGCGCACUCGAGGGCGGAGGGUGCCGGUGCCGAAUUGAAGAAAGAUGAAAAUGGAAGGGAUAUCUGGGACAUACCCGACACGCCAGCUCGUUAG
Molecule: messenger RNA, 3597 nt
Organism: Alternaria conjuncta
Lineage: Eukaryota; Fungi; Ascomycota; Dothideomycetes; Pleosporales; Pleosporaceae
Exons: 2
Coding region: 1-3597 (1198 amino acids)
Cellular component (GO): nucleus
Molecular function (GO): histone deacetylase activity
Source: RefSeq, a predicted model, not a curated record